AUGGCGGGAAGGCGAAACCGUACAGCUGUUUUAGUGCACGAAGAAGACGAAAAUCUAGUGGAAGAGCUUAAGACGAGGAUAAAUGACUUACCUACUCAAGACGAUUCCACCAAGUGUGAAGGGCUUAUUCGAGAGCUGCACAAAAGGGUCUUGGCAGUUAAAAAACCAGAAGCUAAAGAUCAGUUGCUUACUGAACUGAAAACUGUUUCCAGCUGUGGAUUGAGCGAGGAUCUGCGGGAAAAGAUCACAAAGAGCGGUCUUGGCUUAGAAGGACUUGACCUUGUGUUGAAAUACCGGACGACGACUACAGAACUCGCCCAGUACCUGUUUGCAAGUUCUGAUGAAGAUGUCAAAAACGAUGGUCUUGAGGUUCUAAAAAGGAGGCUAGGACCUAGUCUAGAAGUUCUGGGUGGAUUGACCUCUAAAGGAAUUGAUGUGAACAAGGAGUGGGCCAAAAGGCUAAUCGAAGAAGUGCCCUCUCUUCAGAUACUUGCUCGUAUUUCCAUCAGCGACCUAACCAGAUUGUGCCAGCAGGAAGGCGAAGGGGGAGCUAGUCCUGGAGAAAUGGAUGUAGUUCGUAAGCUUAUAAAGGUAGCUGAAUCCCGUACUAGAAAAGCUUCUGCCAUUGAAGAAGAACGAGAUCAACGGAAAAAGGGAGAAAAACCCAUUGACGAAGAAAAAUUGGAGAAGGCCAGGGCACUGAUGAACGAGGCAAAAGCUGAAGCAAAAAAAGGCAAGGAUGAAGCUGAAACGGCUGUUAAAGAGAAAAUGGAUGAAGUCGCAAGAAUCCUUAAGCUGCCGUCUGAUUGGUCCAAACAAGAGAAUGAAAAGAAACCGGAAGAACUGUUUGAACACUUGGACAGUAUAAUUGAAAAGUUUGACAUCGUUGAAGUGGGUGAAUCUUACAAAAGCGACUUUGAAGUGGUGGAGAAAGCCAGCGGCGGCCGUGCUCUCUGUGCCAUCUAUUACUCUAAGAUUGAACCGACACGUACAGCUGAAAGACCGCUCAUAACCAUGCCUGCAAAAGUGAAACUUUGCAGCCCUAACAAUUCUCAGCAGAUUAGAUACUUAAAAUUCUCCGAAAGAAGGGCUGCUGCGAAAUACGUUCAAACUGUCAAAUCUUCAAGCACGAACAUUGGUUAUAGUGUUGGUGGAUUUGCUUCACUUUUUGUUGGCAACGUAAGCGGAGGCUACGGUUCCAGUCAAGAGGAAGGAAAUGUCAGUUCAAAAAAAGCAAACAUAAACAGUGCCUCUGUGUUGCAGUACAUUUGGAUUGCGAAAAAAACGUUCAAGUUAGGUCGAGAGCAGAUGAGGCUGUCUAUGAGUGCAAGAAAAAUGGCAAUGUCUAUCAUCAGUGCAGGCAGAUCUCGAAAAGCGCCAAGAAGCUGCUCGUAG
Molecule: messenger RNA, 1395 nt
Organism: Porites lobata
Lineage: Eukaryota; Metazoa; Cnidaria; Anthozoa; Scleractinia; Poritidae
Source: the annotation of a GenBank genome assembly